CCCCGGCUUCGUCGCCUUCCCUGUUGCCCGCUCCUGGGUCCGACGCCUCGCCCUCCCAAAGCACGGACCCGGGCAAAGACUGCGGCCAGGGUUUUUGUCCCAGGAAGAAGCUGAGACGUGAGUGGGGUUCCUCUCAUCCCAUCCGUCCUAAGAGGCCUUCACGGAUGUCAUCUCUGGGAAGUCUUUUCCCGGAUUCUCCCUCCCUCUGCCUUUGCAUGGAGACUGUUUAUACCUGACGCGACUCCCUCCGCCUGAGUUAGAGUCGACUUGGGUAACUGCUUGUCUCACUUGCCCUUCUCUGGACUCUUGAAGGUAGAAACGGGAUCCCUGGCGAUGCUGACAGUCCCUGGUUUCGUCAAAUUGUUUCUCUUUGGAAGAAUACUUUUUAGGCGUUUUGUAGCAGUAGUGAUCAUUACAGCUAAAAUUUGGGCACAUCCUUUAUCCCAGCACUGUACUAAAGACCUUGUGAGAAUCUUCUAAUUUCAUUAUCUUUACAACAACCCUGUGAUGUAGAUAGGUGGUAUACCCCUUUUACAAAUUGGGAGUUGGGAAACUGAGGCCCAGUGGCUAAAUAACUCGCCCAAGAUGAAUGGUGAAACUGGGAUUCUAACUCAGGGAGCUGGACUUGCGAGCCUGAGCUCUUCACCAGCCACACAGCCUCUCCAGUGAGGGGUGCAGCUAUGAUUCUGUUCCUUGGAUCUCAAAAUAUUAUCUGGGAGCAACAGUCAUUCAAGAAAUAUUUGUCGGGUGCUGGUGCUGGAGCUUUAGUUGUCUGCAGAGCAAGACGUGGCACUUGCCUUAAUAGCACCAGCAGUUAAAUGAGGGAGACAGAUGAAUUAGACGUUUAGAGAACAAGUGUAGAAUUACAACUGUGAUGAGUGCUGGGAAGAAAUGAGAAGCUGUUUGGAGAACUGUUACACAGGGAUUUGACCUGGUUGGUUUGGGAAGGGGAGCUGAGGCAGGUAAGGAGGGUGUCAUUGAAAACUCUGGAGGAGCAAAUUGAACACUGACUGUGAUUUAAUGGGCUAAGAGUACCUUCCAAAGGCCAGAAAGGAUCUCUGAGUUCCGAAAGUCAAAAAAAUCGACAUUAGCCACAUACCAACAUCUAUGUGGGUCAGUCUUGGGGGAAGGCAGCACAGAGAGCUUUCAAUUAAUCCACAGGAAAUGGAGAGGCGUUUGUUUUAUCAGGUAUUAAUCAUUCAUGUGUUCUUUAGCCGGGGAAAUGUCUGAUGAGGAGAUCAAAAAGAAGACACUAGCUUCAGCUGUAGCCUGUUUAGAAGGGAAGUCACCAGGGGAGAAAGCAGCAAUCAUACAUCAGCAUCUUGGCCGUCGAGAAAUGACAGAUGUGAUCAUUGAGACCAUGAAGUCAGACCCAGUUCUACCAGCUUUUUCCAUCCAGGGAAGUGGAUGUAUACUGCAUUCCCAACAUGGAGGUGGUCAGAACUGAUGAGCUAAAAGCUACAAUGGAAGAAGGAAAGUCUUCAGAAGCAUCCCCCACUGCACACAGAGGUAGAGAUCAAAGUAAGGAAUGCGUAAAUGCUGCUCCCGAGUCUCCAUCCAAACAGCUUCCAGACCAGAUUUCAUUCUUCAGUGGAAACCCAUCAGUUGAAAUAGUUCAUGGUAUUAUGCAUCUAUACAAGACGAAUAAGAUGACCUCCUUAAAAGAAGACGUAAGGCGCAGUGCCAUGCUGUGUAUUCUCACAGUCCCUGCUACAAUGACCAGUCAUGACCUGAUGAAGUUUGUCGCCCCAUUUCAUGAAGUCAUUGAACAAAUGAAAAUCAUCAGAGACUCUACUCCAAACCAAUACAUGGUGUUGAUAAAGUUUAGUGCACAGGCUGAUGCAGACAGUUUUUACGUGGCAUGCAAUGGCCGCCAGUUUAACUCAAUAGAAGACGAUGUUUGCCAGCUCGUCUAUGUGGAAAGGGCUGAAGUGCUGAAAUCUGAAGAUGGCGCCAGCCUCCCCGUGAUGGACUUGACUGAGCUUCCCAAGUGCACAGUGUGCCUGGAGCGCAUGGACGAGUCUGUGAAUGGCAUUCUCACCACGUUAUGUAACCACAGCUUCCACAGCCAGUGUCUGCAGCGCUGGGACGACACAACGUGUCCCGUUUGCCGAUACUGUCAAACGCCAGAGCCAGUCGAAGAGAAUAAGUGUUUUGAAUGUGGUGUUCAGGAGAACCUUUGGAUUUGUUUAAUAUGUGGCCACAUAGGCUGUGGGCGGUACGUCAGUCGACAUGCUUACAAGCACUUUGAGGAAACACAGCACACGUACGCCAUGCAGCUCACCAACCACCGCGUCUGGGACUACGCCGGAGAUAAUUAUGUCCAUCGACUGGUUGCAAGUAAAACAGAUGGAAAAAUUGUACAGUAUGAAUGUGAAGGUGAUACUUGCCAGGAAGAGAAAAUAGAUGCCUUACAGCUAGAGUAUUCAUAUUUACUAACAAGCCAGCUGGAGUCUCAGCGAAUCUACUGGGAAAACAAGAUAGUUCGGAUAGAGAAGGACACAGCAGAGGAAAUUAACAACAUGAAGACCAAAUUCAAAGAAACCAUUGAGAAAUGUGAUAACCUGGAACACAGGUUAAAUGAUCUCCUGAAAGAAAAGCAGUCCAUGGAAAGGAAAUGCUCUCAGCUAAACACGAAAGUGGCCAAACUCACCACGGAGCUCAAAGAGGAGCAGGAAAUGAAUAAGUGCUUAAGAGCGAACCAAGUCCUCCUACAGAAUAAGCUGAAGGAGGAGGAGAGGGUGUUGAAGGAGACCUGUGACCAAAAAGACCUGCAGAUCACUGAGAUCCAGGAGCAGCUGCGGGACGUCAUGUUCUACCUGGAAACACAGCAGCAGAUCAACCACCUGCCUGCUGAGACCCGGCAGGAGAUCCAGGAGGGCCAGAUCAACAUUGCCAUGGCCUCGGCCGCCAGCUCCCCCUCCUCGGGGGGCAGUGGGAAGCUGGCCUCCAGGAAGGGCCGCAGCAAGAGGGGCAAGUGACCUUCAGAGAACAGAUAUCCCCGAGACUCUCCUCCACCCUGGCACUGAAAGGGUGUGCUGGAACUUUCAGCUGAAUGUGGGGGUGGACCUUAAAUAAGUACAUAAGUGAGGAUCAAGCCACAGUUGUUUGGAUCUUUUCUUUCCUAGCGUGUGGUUUAAUGAAUUAGAGAGCUGAUGUCUAGGAGAGCAGAAGGUAAUAGGGCAGUGUUUUCAAAGGUGGCUGCUUUUCUCAACCGUGAUAGUUCACUAACCUCAGACAUUCUAAUGACCAUUUUGCCUUCCUACUUGAUAGAUGCCCCAACUCUGCUGUGCAUUUUUCCGUUGUAUUUAUUGAGUUGAUAUAUUUGACACUCAGUCCUGGGGUCAGUUUAAGACUUUUUUUUUCUUGGUCAUUUCUAAGGUCACAGUACCUAGCACUCAGUACCAAACCUCCCUAAGGUCUUAGCAGCUGCUUUAAUGAGAAGUUACCAUUGGGUACUGAGGUGUUAUGAAAAUUCCCUGGCAUUAGUCUGCUAUCACUGUCAUCCACCCAUGUGGAUGACACGUGGAUGUGGGGAAUCGAAGAAUUGUUUUGAUGUUUUCUGAAAAGAGGCGGGGCCUGUAAACCACGUGCUGGCUUGUCAGCAGCAGCUGUCUCUUCCAGCUCUAGGGCUAGCGAGGAACAACCAACUGGGGGUAGAGUUGACCCCGGGUCAGGGAAAGGAGGGCAUUUCCACUUUAUUUUUGGUGACUCUGCUCCUCCUUGGGAACCUCAAGAAGGAGACUUAAUUGUUGCUCCAAGACUUAAAUCUCAGAGCAGACUACCUAACACCUAGCAAGAAGAGGAGGGGGCAGGUUCAUCAUCCAUGUGCAAACGUAGAGUGAGGCCUCUGACCAGUUGAUUGUCUGUUUUGCUGGGAUCAGUAUUUUCUGGAUGUUUAUAAAAGAUG
Loxodonta africana (African savanna elephant) is the source of this 3910-nucleotide messenger RNA. RefSeq names its product BRCA1 associated protein (gene BRAP). The transcript has 12 exons. NCBI's taxonomy places the organism in Eukaryota, Metazoa, Chordata, Mammalia, Proboscidea, Elephantidae. Gene Ontology annotation, molecular function: zinc ion binding; ubiquitin protein ligase activity; nucleic acid binding. Bases 1428 to 2981 code for a protein of 517 amino acids. Gene Ontology annotation, biological process: protein ubiquitination; Ras protein signal transduction. Gene Ontology annotation, cellular component: cytoplasm. The record is from RefSeq and is a predicted model, not a curated record.